This is a messenger RNA of Piliocolobus tephrosceles (Ugandan red Colobus), 3305 nucleotides long. RefSeq names its product cryptochrome circadian regulator 1 (gene CRY1). Gene Ontology annotation, cellular component: nucleus; cytoplasm. NCBI's taxonomy places the organism in Eukaryota, Metazoa, Chordata, Mammalia, Primates, Cercopithecidae. Bases 912 to 2672 code for a protein of 586 amino acids. Gene Ontology annotation, molecular function: DNA binding; FAD binding. The record is from RefSeq and is a predicted model, not a curated record. Gene Ontology annotation, biological process: entrainment of circadian clock by photoperiod; negative regulation of DNA-templated transcription; circadian regulation of gene expression. The transcript is spliced from 13 exons.
GCUCACGGCCCCUGGGGGCGGGGCUAAGCCUUCCCUCACAAGGGGCCUGUGGUCAACACGAUUUGCCUCCAAGGGGCGGCCCUCCAGUCGGCACAGGAAAGGGGCGAAGCCAGUGAGCUCAGCGUGUGGGCGAGGGUCAACAGUUCUGGGAUCAAGCGGCUGCCGCUCCUCCAAAAGCGACCGAAGCGCGAGCAGAUUCCCCCUCCGAGUCAGUGUAGUAAACACACUUCAGAAACGUGAGGUGCCGGUGGUCACGUGGGGAGAGUGCCCUCCAAUGAGGAGCCGGGGGCGGGGCCGAGGCCGCUGACGCGGCGGCGGCGGCAGAGUCACCCGGGCAGCCUCGGGACCGGUCACCGGCCGGCAGCCGUCCAGCAGCCUCGACCACCGCCUCUCUCCUUCGUCUCCGGUCCUUUCUUCUGGGUCGAGAGACAGCGUCGCCGACAGGGGCUCAUUCCCCUUCGGUUCUCCUCGGUGACUCACCUCGGGCGGGCCGUUUUGUCUUUAGGAGCCGCCUUGGUGGGGCGAGGUUUCCGUGACGAACCUCCUGGGGCCGUCCGUGCCAGCUCGGGCCGUCGUGGCUGCUCGAGCUCGUGGAAUUUGCUCAGGCUCCGGAGGUCCGAGGCCCUUGAAGUUAUGCGUCGCCUCCAGGAGGUUGCGGCGGGCGCGGGCUCCUAAAGGGCGUCAAACCCGGACUCCGCCGACUGGGCAACCUCCAUUCAUCUUCUCACUGCGCCUCCAGCGCCCCCGCCUUCUCCAGUCCCCUCCUCGGAGUCAUUUUUUCCUGUCCCCCCGCUACCGCCCUUUCCUUACUCCCCGGGUGAGGCAAUUCUCUUGGAAGCGAAGGUGUCGGCUAUGAGCCGGAGCCUCCUUCCUUGAAUUUCUCCGUGGAGGACCCGCAGCGCGCCCCCGGCAUGGGGGUGAACGCAGUGCACUGGUUCCGAAAGGGGCUCCGGCUCCACGACAACCCCGCCCUGAAGGAAUGCAUUCAGGGCGCCGACACCAUCCGCUGCGUCUACAUCCUGGACCCCUGGUUCGCCGGCUCCUCCAACGUGGGCAUCAACAGGUGGCGAUUUUUGCUUCAGUGUCUUGAGGAUCUUGAUGCCAAUCUACGAAAAUUAAACUCCCGUCUGUUUGUGAUUCGUGGACAACCAGCAGAUGUGUUUCCCAGGCUUUUCAAGGAAUGGAACAUUACUAAACUUUCAAUUGAGUAUGAUUCUGAGCCCUUUGGAAAGGAACGAGAUGCAGCUAUUAAGAAACUGGCAACUGAAGCUGGAGUAGAAGUCAUUGUAAGAAUUUCACAUACAUUGUAUGACCUAGACAAGAUCAUAGAACUCAAUGGUGGACAACCGCCUCUGACUUAUAAAAGAUUCCAGACUCUCAUCAGCAAAAUGGAACCACUGGAGAUACCAGUAGAAACAAUUACUUCAGAAGUGAUAGAAAAGUGCACAACUCCUUUGUCUGAUGACCAUGAUGAGAAAUAUGGAGUCCCUUCACUGGAAGAGCUAGGUUUUGAUACAGAUGGCUUAUCCUCUGCAGUGUGGCCAGGCGGAGAAACUGAAGCACUUACUCGUUUGGAAAGGCAUUUGGAAAGAAAAGCAUGGGUGGCAAAUUUUGAAAGACCUCGAAUGAAUGCAAAUUCUCUGCUUGCAAGUCCUACUGGACUUAGUCCUUAUCUCCGAUUUGGUUGUUUGUCAUGUCGACUGUUUUACUUCAAACUAACAGAUCUCUACAAAAAGGUAAAGAAGAACAGUUCCCCUCCCCUUUCCCUUUAUGGGCAACUAUUAUGGCGUGAAUUUUUCUAUACAGCAGCAACAAAUAAUCCACGCUUUGAUAAAAUGGAAGGAAACCCUAUCUGUGUUCAGAUUCCUUGGGAUAAAAAUCCUGAGGCUUUAGCCAAAUGGGCAGAAGGCCGGACAGGCUUCCCAUGGAUUGAUGCCAUCAUGACACAGCUUCGUCAGGAGGGUUGGAUCCAUCAUCUAGCCAGGCAUGCAGUUGCUUGCUUCCUGACACGAGGGGACCUGUGGAUUAGUUGGGAAGAAGGAAUGAAGGUAUUUGAAGAAUUAUUGCUUGAUGCAGAUUGGAGCAUAAAUGCUGGAAGCUGGAUGUGGCUGUCUUGUAGUUCCUUUUUUCAGCAGUUUUUUCACUGCUAUUGCCCUGUUGGGUUUGGUAGGAGAACAGAUCCCAAUGGAGACUAUAUCAGGCGUUAUUUGCCUGUCCUAAGAGGCUUCCCUGCAAAAUAUAUCUAUGAUCCCUGGAAUGCACCAGAAGGUAUCCAAAAGGUAGCCAAAUGUUUGAUAGGAAUUAAUUAUCCUAAACCAAUGGUGAACCAUGCUGAGGCAAGCCGUUUGAAUAUUGAAAGGAUGAAACAGAUCUAUCAGCAGCUUUCACGAUAUAGAGGACUAGGUCUUCUAGCAUCAGUACCUUCUAAUCCUAAUGGGAAUGGAGGCUUCAUGGGAUAUGCUGCAGAAAAUAUCCCAGGUUGUAGCAGCAGUGGAAGUUGCUCUCAAGGGAGUGGUAUUUUACACUAUACUCAUGGCGACAGUCAGCAAACUCAGCUGUUGAAGCAAGGAAGAAGCUCCAUGGGUACUGGUCUCAGUGGUGGGAAACGUCCUAGUCAGGAAGAGGACACACAGAGUGUUGGUCCUAAAGUCCAGAGACAGAGCACUAAUUAGAAAACAUUCAGGAGGAAUACUGUUGCAGCUGAAAUUGGUGGGGAGUUCAAUACUUUUCAAUUAAGUUAUUUAAAAAUAUUCUUCAUUGAUGGAAAGCAGUUACAUAUUGAAAUAUGUUGUUUCUAAUGACAUUUCUGUGGUUUUUAACUUUUUAAUGAAUUUCACAGAGGACAAAUGGUAAUUUGUAUAUAAAGAACUUGGCAAGAGAAUUUGCUUAAUGUAAAUAUAGUCACAAUUAGUAUAGACCCAUCAAUAUAUUUUUGAUAAUUUUUCAUGUAUGGUAAAAGUUAAAAUGACAAAUUGAUAUUCUGAUCUAAAACUCAAAGUUUUGAGAGUCAGUGGGAAAAAAGGAGGUUUUUAGACUUUCUUAAAAGACUUUGUUAAAAUUUUAGGACAGAAUUUUCUUGACGUUUGAUCUAACUUUACACUCUUUGAUAAUAAUGUUUUAGAUAAUGUGCAUAAUCUAAAUUGGUAUUGUAGUCUCUGUUAACACAGUGUAUGUUUUAAACUUUGAUGUGAACCUUUUUAGACCCAAACUUGUGGAAGUAUCAUGUGUUAAGUUCUCUUUGUCUCUGUUUCUUUGUUCAUUUAUUACUAACAUGACCUUGUUAUUAAAGUAUAUGCAAAUAUGAA